Molecule: messenger RNA, 1826 nt
Organism: Symbiodinium necroappetens
Lineage: Eukaryota; Dinophyceae; Suessiales; Symbiodiniaceae
Source: the annotation of a GenBank genome assembly
GCGCAGCAGCAGCCGAGCUUUACGGCUAUGGCCACUCCGACGUGCUCUUCAAGCCAACGUUGGCAUCCGUGAACCAGUUCCGACCAACUGCAAACGGUGCCUUGUCGUACUUUGUGGGGAAUGCAAACGUUGCGAAUGGCUAUGCGGAGGAUGGCGGCUUUGCCAUCAAUGGUGGCAAGGGUUGGUCUGCAGUUGUCUUUGAGAACCACCAGAUCGAGAUCAAUGGCAAUGUUGCAGCUGCCAUGGGCAACUACUACUUUACGAGUGCCGACGAUGGCAAAGUGUCCAAGGUUGAGUACAGCUUCGGCUACAAGAGGAGCGAGGAUGGUAAGCUGCGGAUCUUCCUCCACCAUUCUUCCAAGCCGUACGAGAUGCCAAUCUCUCGGGCAGAGGUGCUUGCCGUGCAAGAUGCCUGGGCCAAUGCUGUCGUGAACAUCUCAAACACUUACCUUGCUGGUGGUGACUUCGUGGCAGUGGCUGGAGCAGCAGCCGCCGAGCUUUACGGUUAUGGCUACUCCAACGUGCUCUUCAAACCGACGUUGGCAUCCGUGAACCAGUUCCGACCAACUGCAAACGGUGCCUUGUCGUACUUUGUGGGGAAUGCAAACGUUGCGAAUGGCUAUGCGGAGGACGGCGGCUUUGCCAUCAAUGGUGGCAAGGGUUGGUCUGCUGCUGUCUUUGAGAACCACCAGAUCGAGAUCAAUGGCAACGUUGCAGCUGCCAUGGGCAACUACUACUUCACGAGUGCCGACGAUGGCAAUGUGUCCAAGGUUGAGUACAGCUUCAAUUACAAGAGGACCGAAGAUGGGAAUAGAGCCACAAUGGACACGGCCAAUGACGUCUCCAACACUGCAAUGGACAAGGCAUCGAAGGACAUCUCCAAAGAUCUUCUUGCCCUGCAGAAGACCAACCAGAGGCUGAUGGGUGGCAUGAUGUGCAUGGGGCUAUUGGCCUUGGUGACAUGUGGUGUGUCAAUUGCUGUGGCAGUGCUGGUGCAGGACUGCACGGACUCUCAGGAAACGAGUGCCAACAUGGCCAUCUCAGCAAACGAUGUGUUGUUGGUGCAGGAUGCCUGGGCCGAUGCUGUCCUGAGCAUCUCAAACACUUACCUUGCUGGCGGUGCCUUUGUCGCAGUAGCAGGCGCAGCAGCAGCCGAGCUCUACGGCUAUGGCCACUCCGACGUGCUCUUCAAGCCAACGUUGGCAUCUGUGAACCAGUUCCGACCAACUGCGAACGGUGCCUUGUCGUACUUUGUGGGGAAUGCAAAUGUUGCGAAUGGCUAUGCGGAGGACGGCGGCUUUGCCAUCAAUGGUGGCAAGGGUUGGUCUGCAGUUGUCUUUGAGAACCACCAGAUCGAGAUCGUGCUUGCCGUGCAAGAUGCCUGGGCCAAUGCUGUCGUGAACAUCUCAAGCACCUACCUUGCUGGUGGUGACUUCGUGGCAGUGGCCGGAGCAGCAGCCGCCGAGCUUUACGGUUAUGGCUACUCCAACGUGCUCUUCAAACCAACGUUGGCAUCCGUGAACCAGUUCCGACCAAAUGCGACUGGUGCCUUGUCGUACUUUGUGGGGAAUGCAAACGUUGCGAAUGGCUAUGCGGAGGACGGCGGCUUUGCCAUCAAUGGUGGCAAGGGCUGGUCUGCUGCUGUCUUUGAGAACCACCAGAUCGAGAUCAAUGGCAACGUUGCAGCUGCCAUGGGCAACUACUACUUCACAAGUGCCGAUGAUGGCAAUGUGUCCAAGGUUGAGUACAGCUUCAAUUACAAGAGGACCGAAGAUGGGAAGCUUCGGAUCUUCCUCCACCAUUCUUCCAAGCCCUACAGUCCUUGA